This is a messenger RNA of Penicillium pulvis, 2733 nucleotides long. RefSeq names its product WD40 repeat domain-containing protein. Gene Ontology annotation, molecular function: protein binding. The transcript has 5 exons. The record is from RefSeq and is a predicted model, not a curated record. Lineage: Eukaryota; Fungi; Ascomycota; Eurotiomycetes; Eurotiales; Aspergillaceae. Bases 1 to 2733 code for a protein of 910 amino acids.
AUGGUGGAGAGCAGCGCGGACCAGACAUUGCCACGAGCGCCAAUCCCCGCGAUAGCCGGGGAUUCUAAACCACCACCUCCCAGGGCUGCAACAUUCCCCGGCUCGGUUAUCUCGGACGUCCCAUCAGGGUCAAGCAACAGCCAACAGGAUGGCCAGCGGAACUCUCGUCGUCCCAUGCCCAUUGGUGGUCCGUUGGUCAGAAACUCUACCUCGUACACGCUGCAUGAGACCCGGACCGAAUCCAGCGCCAUCGACCCGUUAUCUCAGCAUAUCAUCAAGCGCACCAAUACGCAAAAGUCCAUUCCUCUAAAGUUAUUGGGUCGGGCCUCGUACGAGGCCGAUGCCGGGAGCUCGGAGUACAACUUGUCAGAUCAUGGCGCGGCUCGGGGAGAUGCGUCAAACUUAAAGCUGCCCAAGGAAAAGAAAAAAGGCGUUUCUUUCCUAAGUCGCAUUAUUGGCACAAAGAAGAAAGAUACGUUAUCCGAGGCAGAAGAUGAUACCUCAGAAGCAGAGGCCAGUCGCAUGUCCGUCGAGACUUCGCAUCCAAUGGGGUUCAUCCCCCGGCACCCGGCCCCAUCACGGUAUAUGAAGGUUCGGGCGCAUUACAAGAAGGACAAGACAUUCGAUCGUCUGUUCUUGGCACAAGAACUGCAGGGCGGGGGCGUGCAGCAGCCCGCCGCAGGAAGACGAGGGUCAACGUCGACGAACGCCAAUGAUGAUACUGGAAGAGCGAUUUGGGCUCUGAGUUUCUCUAAAGAUGGCAAAUUUCUAGCUGCGGCGGGUCAAGAUCGAAAGGUCCGAGUAUGGGCCGUCAUCACCACACCAGAGGAGCGGGAGCAGGCCACACUAGACGGUGAUACUGCAGAGGCGCAACAGCUGAAGUUCACGGCACCGGUGUUUUCGCCCAAACCUGUCAAUGUGUACGAGGGGCAUACCGGAAGCAUUCUGGACCUGAGUUGGAGUAAAAACAACUUCCUUCUGUCCUCAUCUAUGGAUAAAACUGUCCGAUUAUGGCAUGCGAGUCGAAAUGAAUGUCUAUGCUGCUUUCAACACAGCGACUUUGUCACCUCGAUUCAAUUCCAUCCCAAAGACGAUCGAUUCUUUUUGGCAGGCUCAUUGGACUGCAAGCUACGACUCUGGAGCAUUCCAGAUAAGAGCGUGGCAUUUAUGACGACCGUACCGGAUAUGAUCACAGCAGUAGCGUUUACACCAGAUGGCCGGCAUUCAAUGGCAGGAUGUCUGAAUGGUCUACUCAACAUCUAUGACACUGAGGGUCUCAAGGUAUCAGGGCAGAUCCACGUUCGAUCAGCCCGAGGACGAAACUCGAAAGGCAAUAAGAUCACCGGCAUUGACACUAUGAUGAUCCCUGAGGACGAUCCGAACGGAGAUGUCAAAAUAUUGGUGACUAGCAAUGACUCGCGAAUCCGGCUCUAUGAUUUCCAACUGCGGACCCUCGAGGCAAAGUUUCGGGGCAAUGAAAACACUUGCAGUCAGAUCCGGGCAUCAUUUACCGAAGAUGGUAAGCAUGUUAUCUGUGGCAGUGAGGACCGUAGAGCCUAUGUCUGGCCAAUUGGGGCUGCUGAAGGAGAUUCCGACAAGCGAGCCGUGGAGGUGUUUGAAACACAGUCCGCCAUCGUCACCGUGGCUGUGACGGCGCCUGUGAAGACCAAGCAGGUUCUUGGGCUAUCGGAAGAUCCGAUCUAUGAUAUCUGCAACCCCCCGCCUGUAGCUCUCAUGAGUCCCGAGGAAGCUGUAGGAACUCCAAAGCAAUCGAGCUCCGACAUCAAAAAGCCUGAGCACAAGCACAAACGGUCUGCAUCAGCACCGCGCUUAUCCAUCGUGUCGAAAAUGGCGCACGAAUCCCCCUCGUACUUGGCUCGUUCAAAACACCCCGAUGGAAGUAUUAUCGUCAUCGCCGACUAUUCAGGCAAAAUCAAAGUCCUCCGACAAGACUGCGCCUUCCAAAAACGUCGUUACGAGAAUUGGGAUCACUCCACUAUCUCCAAGCGGCUUUUACGACGUUCCAAUUCCACACAUCAGAGUAUCGGCUCUUCAAUGAGCAAAGACUCCGCACAUAAGACCCCAUCCGAGCGAAUCGUCUCCUGGCGCAACUCCGUCAUCCGCAAUGGCCGCCCUAGCACUGAGGGAUCCCGCUCCGGUCUCCGCACCCGCAGUCCAUCUCCACAACACCGACCAGCCGCAUUUCGGCUUUCAUCCUCCCGACCCUCAAGUAUGGGUCCGAAUGAGUCUCUUUCAAUUGUCUCAAAAUCCCCGCCCCCAUCGCCUCGUAGAUCCCGUUUGGAUCAUAGCCAUAGCCACCUGGCCGAGGACUCUAACCAACAAAACGGACAUUCACCAGACCCGCGCAAACUUCCCUCUACGGCAGCCGAGAUUGUGGCUAGCGGCAAGGGCAAAGACAAUCCGCUUUGGUUGCAAGGAGAUCAUAGCUAUGCAUUCUGGAACAAGAUCACACACGAUGCAUUGGCGGCCAAGUCCCGCCAGUCGAAUGAUCUCCUCAGUCCAAAUCGCAUCCCUUCCGGAUCCGCAGGCGAUCGCAAGCUAAGUAUAUCUGGAGGCAGUGUGCUCAGCAGCGAAUAUGGAUCCUCCAUGGGCGAAACCGAUGAGGAUAUUCUGAAAUGCGAACAUUGCAGUGGUACUAACUUCCGUGGGGUCAAAGACCGGGGUGGGAAGCAGAAGUUGAUUUGCGUUCAAUGCAAUCGGUCUGUUUCUUGA